This is a messenger RNA of Acaulospora colombiana, 628 nucleotides long. The record is from the annotation of a GenBank genome assembly. NCBI's taxonomy places the organism in Eukaryota, Fungi, Glomeromycota, Glomeromycetes, Diversisporales, Acaulosporaceae.
AUGUCGACCACAGAACCUCCAAAUCCUGCAAAUCCUGCACCAGUAAAUGAAAAUGCUCCCGGAGAACAAAUUUCAGCCAAAAAACCGAUGACCAAAGCAGAGAGGCGUGAACUGCAGGAGCGACAGAGAGCUGCCAAGGCGGCAGCAGCAGCAUCUGGAGGAGGACCUAAAGCUUCUCAAUCACAAAAACCCAACACUGGUCAAAAUCAAAACCCAAAGCCAGCAUCAAAAGCAGGGCAUCAAGCCAAUGUACCGUCAUCGAGCCAUCCUUCUCAGGUUGCAUCCACUCACAAGAAAGCGAAUGUAAAGGCGGGCAAGGAUGCUGAAACGACAGGCUUUGGGAUGGGCUCCGUAGAAAGAUCGGAUAAAGCAGCCGAUCUAGAGGCUCAGCGAAGGCACAAUACGAGAAUAUUUGCCCAUUUUGCAAUACCAAAGAAGGAAGGGGGUAUCGGUGCUGGUAUAAAAGGUGAUAUACACCCAGCAAUUGUUAGGCUUGGACGGCAAUUUGCAGACAUGACCAUUGUCGGAGCUAAUGCUCGUUGCAUUGCCAUGCUGGUCGCUUUCAAGACGGUCAUACAAGACUAUGUGACACCUCCAGAUGCGGCUGCUGCCGCCUUGGCAGCUCUCU